AUGCAGUUUAAUCUCCUAAAGGCCGUUAGGGAGGAGCACGCCAAACGCCAGCACAGCCACAUCGAGGGUGGUCGACGCAUGGUCAUUGAGGAGGAGGAGGAUGAGGACGAGCCCGAUGACGAUGAGGAGGAGGAAGAAGAAGAGGAUGAGAAUGCGCAGGAAGAAGCAGCCGCAGAGAAGGAGGCGGAACGGAAGCGAAGGGAGGCAGAAACCAGAGCCGCCAUUGAGGCCGCCAGGAACCCCACCCACAGCGGCAGUAGUUAUGCUGCCACCUCUACAAAGCCGCCCUCGUCUCGUCGCGCAGCCACGCGACAUAAAGGACCCGAACGCACAGCCUACGGGGGCUCCUCGCCAGUCCGUCGAGGCGUCCUACUCGAGGAGGUGGUGGACGAUUCCGAAGAAGAGGAGGGGCAAGAGCAAGAGCAGGCGGUGGAUAUGCACGGGCUUCAGAAUGGGAUAAAGGCGGCUGCUGCUGAGGUAAGUGUGUCUGUCUUGAAACUGAUUCAGUUAAAAAUCACAACUCAGGUAAGACAAAGUUGGUGGGAGCAGCUUUACUGCUAG
This is a messenger RNA of Dibothriocephalus latus, 561 nucleotides long. NCBI's taxonomy places the organism in Eukaryota, Metazoa, Platyhelminthes, Cestoda, Diphyllobothriidea, Diphyllobothriidae. The record is from the annotation of a GenBank genome assembly.